UUUGGUGAAUUGUUGAUCAGUUCAGGAUUCGUAUUGCUGGAUGAUGUCAAGUGGAUAUCUUUUCAUAGUGGCUACGAUUUUGGAUACUUGUUAAAAGUACUCACAUGCUCUCCUCUGCCGGCCGAAGAAUCGAAAUUUUUUGAUCAGUUAAAAAUGUAUUUUCCAUGUAUAUAUGACAUAAAGUACCUCAUGAAAAGUAUCAAGAAUUUGAAGGGCGGUUUGCAAGAUAUUGCUGAUGAUUUACAGGUUUCUCGAAUUGGUCCUCAACAUCAAGCUGGUAGUGAUAGUCUUUUGACAGCGACUACAUUCUUUAAGAUGCGUCAGAGAUUUUUCGAUGAUAAGAUUGACGAUCAAAAAUACUUACGCCAAAUUGAACCUAAAAUUAAAUUGCCAUGUACAAGUAUCCUGCGGUAA
Messenger RNA from Ambispora leptoticha, 414 nucleotides. The record is from the annotation of a GenBank genome assembly. NCBI's taxonomy places the organism in Eukaryota, Fungi, Glomeromycota, Glomeromycetes, Archaeosporales, Ambisporaceae.